Nelumbo nucifera (sacred lotus) is the source of this 4911-nucleotide messenger RNA. Its product is annotated as DNA topoisomerase 2-like. Gene Ontology annotation, cellular component: nucleus. Gene Ontology annotation, biological process: resolution of meiotic recombination intermediates; sister chromatid segregation; DNA topological change. Gene Ontology annotation, molecular function: ATP binding; DNA binding; DNA topoisomerase type II (double strand cut, ATP-hydrolyzing) activity. The record is from RefSeq and is a predicted model, not a curated record. Lineage: Eukaryota; Viridiplantae; Streptophyta; Magnoliopsida; Proteales; Nelumbonaceae.
GUAUAAGAUUCUUCUCUCCGCAUUUCUCCGUUCAUUUCCUCCUCUUCGCUCUCCUCCAUCUCUCACCGACACAACCUCUGUGUCUUCCUCACCAGCUCCCUACCACAAUGGCCCUAGAAAGGAAGCUCCCCUUACAGACAAGCAACAUCGCCAAUGUCCCCAGCUCCCGACCCUUGGUAGGGUCCGGCAAAACCAUCGAAGAAACCUACCAGAAGAAGUCCCAACUCGAGCACAUCCUCCUCCGGCCAGACACCUAUGUUGGAUCCAUCGAGAAGCAUACCCAGACCCUCUGGGUGUACGACGGUGGUGAGAUGGUGCACCGCCCCGUCACCUACGUUCCCGGCCUCUACAAAAUCUUCGAUGAGAUCCUCGUCAACGCCGCCGAUAACAAGCAGCGRGACCCGUCCAUGGAUUCCGUCAAGGUGGUUAUCGACGCUGAACAGAACUGUAUCAGUGUGUACAACAAUGGGGAUGGUGUCCCCGUCGAGAUCCACCAGGAGGAAGGGGUGUACGUGCCGGAGUUGAUCUUUGGGCAUCUCUUGACCAGCAGUAACUACGACGAUACGGUGAAGAAGACGACGGGUGGGAGGAACGGAUAUGGUGCGAAGCUCACCAACAUCUUUUCAACCGAAUUUAUCAUCGAGACUGCCGAUGGGAAGAGGCAAAAGAAGUACAAACAGGUAUUCUCUAACAACAUGGGGAAGAAAUCAGAGCCCGCCAUAACCAAAUGCAAGGGGAGCGAGAACUGGACCAAAGUUACAUUUAAGCCUGACUUAGCUAAAUUCAACUUGACCCAUCUUGAAGAUGAUGUGGUCGCACUGAUGAAAAAGCGUGUCAUUGACUUAGCGGGAUGUCUUGGUAAGACGGUCAAGGUCGAGUUAAAUGGGCAGCGGGUGCCAGUGAAAUCAUUCCUUGAUUAUGUCAACCUCUACCUUCAAUCUGCCUCUAAAUCCAGACCAGAGCCUCUCCCAAGGAUCACUGAGAAAGUUAGUGAAAGAUGGGAGGUCUGCGUGAGUCUGAGUGAAGGGCAGUUCCAACAGGUCAGCUUUGUGAAUGGAAUUGCAACCAUCAAGGGCGGGACUCAUGUCGACUAUGUUACAAACCAGAUCACGAACCAUGUGAUGACAAUAGUUAACAAGAAGAACAAGAAUGCCAACCUCAAGGCCCAUACUGUAAAAAACCAUUUAUGGGUCUUCGUCAAUUCUCUCAUUGACAACCCUGCCUUUGAUUCUCAGACCAAAGAAACAUUGACAACUCGUCAGAGCAGUUUCGGAUCAAAAUGUGAACUCUCACAGGAAUUCCUUAAAAAAGUGGCCAAGUCUGGAGUAGUGGAAAAUCUACUAUCAUGGGCAGAUUUCAAGCAGAGCAAGGAUCUUAAAAAAACUGAUGGAGCAAAGAGACAGAGGAUCACAGGCAUUACUAAGCUCGAGGAUGCUAAUGAUGCUGGUGGAAGAAACUCUGAAAAAUGUACCUUAAUCUUGACAGAGGGAGAUUCAGCCAAGGCUCUUGCAAUGGCUGGAAUCUCAGUUGUUGGACGAAACAACUAUGGUGUAUUCCCAUUGAGAGGCAAAUUGCUGAACGUGAGGGAAGCAACGCACAAGCAGAUCAUGGAUAAUGCUGAAAUCCAGAAUAUCAAACAGAUCCUUGGUUUGCAGCAUGGAAAGGAGUAUGACAGUGUCAAGUCACUCAGAUAUGGUCAUUUGAUGAUAAUGACUGAUCAGGAUCAUGAUGGAUCUCACAUCAAGGGACUACUCAUUAAUUUUAUCCACUCAUUCUGGCCAUCUCUUCUCAAGAUUCCUUCCUUUCUAGUGGAGUUCAUAACACCUAUUGUGAAGGCGACUCACAAAAAUGGAAAGGUCCUGUCUUUCUAUUCCAUGCCUGAGUAUGAAUCAUGGAAAARCUUGGGGGGAAAUGCCAGUGGAUGGAGUAUCAAGUACUAUAAGGGGUUGGGAACAAGCACAUCAAAGGAAGGGAAGGAAUACUUCAAAGAUCUUCACAAGCACAAGAAAGAUUUUUUGUGGGUAGAUGACCGGGAUGGAGAUGCAAUUGAGCUUGCAUUCAGUAAAAAGAAGAUUGAAGCAAGGAAAAACUGGCUCCGGCAAUUUGAGCCUGGUACUUGCCUUGAUCAAAAGGAAAAGCUCAUCAAGUACAGUGACUUUGUCAACAAGGAGCUUAUAUUGUUUUCCAUGGCGGAUUUGCAAAGAUCAAUCCCCUCUAUGGUGGAUGGCCUUAAACCAGGCCAAAGGAAGAUUCUUUUCUGUGCUUUCAAGAGGAACCUUAUCAAAGAAGCCAAGGUUGCUCAGUUCUCUGGCUAUGUAUCUGAGCAUUCAGCUUACCAUCAUGGUGAACAGAGUCUCAUGAGUACCAUUAUUGGUAUGGCACAAGAUUAUGUAGGCAGUAACAACAUAAACCUUUUCCAACCAAAUGGACAAUUUGGAACACGGCACCAGGGCGGCAAAGACCAUGCAAGUGCAAGGUAUAUCUACACUCGACUAUCUCCCAUCACAAGAUUCCUCUUUCCCAAAGGUGAUGAUAUCCUCCUUGACUACUUGAAUGAGGAUGGGCAAUCAAUUGAACCCACUUGGUACAUGCCGAUUAUACCUACGGUUCUAGUCAAUGGAAGUGAAGGAAUUGGAACUGGUUGGAGUUCCUAUAUUCCCAACUAUAACCCAAGAGAUAUUGUUGCAAAUAUAAAGCGCUUGUUGAAUGGUGAACCAAUGGAGCCGAUGGACCCCUGGUACAAAGGUUUCAAGGGACUAAUUGAGAAAACAGCAACAAAGGAAGCUGGGUCGAGCUACACUGUCAGUGGGAUCAUAGAAGAAAUCAAUGAAACAACACUCAGAAUUACAGAGUUACCAAUUCGUAGGUGGACUCAGGAUUAUAAAGAGUUCCUGGAGUCAAUAAUGACAGGGAAUGAUAAAAUCAAGGAGCCAUUUAUCAAGGAUUAUAAGGAGCACAAUGAUGACACAACAGUACACUUCGAAAUUAUCUUGUCUGAGGAGAACUUGAUGAUGGCCAAGCAAGAGGGUUUGAUGAAGAAAUUCAAGCUAACCACUACAAUCAGUACAAGCAACAUGCACUUGUUUGAUCCGAAAGGCACAAUAAAGAAAUAUGACAAUCCAGAACAAAUUCUUGAGGAGUUCUUUCAUUUGAGGCUUGAAUUCUACGAGAAGAGGAAGAAAACACAAUUGGACAAUCUUGAAUUAGAUCUACUUAAACUGGAUAACAAGGUCAGGUUCAUACUUGGAGUUGUGAAAGGAGAGAUCAUUGUCAGCAACAGGAAGAGAGUCGAUUUGUUCCUUGAGCUGCAGCAGAAAGGAUUCACUCCAUUCCCAAAGAAAACUAAGGCUCUUGAAGCUGCAGUAGCUGGUGCCAAUGAAGAUGGAGAAGAAAAUGAAGAAAAUUCAGAGGUUGUCAGCAGCAGAGGUGUGCGGGCUAGUGAUUAUGAAUAUCUGCUAUCAAUGGCAAUUGGAACCCUGACACUGGAGAAGGUUCAAGAGCUCUGUUCUGACAGGGAUAAGCUCAACCAUGAAGUUGAGGAACUGAGAAAGGCAACUCCAAAUUCUUUGUGGAUGAAUGAUCUCGAUGCACUAGAGAAGGAGCUCGAUGAACAAGACAAGAAUGACGCCCAAGCAGAGGAAGCAAGAAAGGAAUUGAAAAACAGGGUCAUGAGUGAAGCUGGUAUGAAGGCUUCCAGACAGGCACCCAAAAACCCAAGAAAGACGAAUGCAAAGAAGCCCAGCACUUCGGAGACUGUGACUGAGUCUGUAGCAGCAUCGUCAGUAGGUUCUGCAAUGGAGACAGUUCCAGAGGUGGUGAAACCCAAAGGCAGAGGAGGACGUCCGAAAAAAGCUCCUGCUAAGAAGCAGGACAAUAUGAGACUAGUUGACAGUGAUGAGGACGACGUAGAUGUGAUCGAGCUUAAAGAAAGACUUGCCGCAUAUAAUUUAGAUUCUUCACCUGAGCAAUCGGCAGUAAUGGAAACUGAAGUGGCCAAAGUACCAGCAAAGAAGAAAGAACCAAGCAAAAGAGCUGCUGCACAGAAGCAACCUUCAAGCUACACAGAGAUCUCAGAUGAUGAUGAUGGCAUGGACGUACAGACCAUACGAGAAGAAAGUAUAGGAGAGAUUGUCAGUGACGAAGAUUUUGAGCCGGAGGUGGAAGAAGCCCCCAAAGGAGGGAGAGGAGGGAGAAAACCAGCUGCAAAUGGCAAGGCGGCAGCUUCAACUAAGAAGAGAGGAGCAGCGAACAAGCAGACGUCCGUUUUGGGCCAGAAGAAAAUAACAGACCUGCUGAAGCCCGCUGAAAAUGCCGGGGUGUCGCCGGAGAAGAAAGUGAGGAAGAUGAGGGCCUCCCCGUUCAACAAGAAGAGCGGUUCCGUGCUGGGAAGAGUCGGUGGAAUGGUUGGAGACAUUUCUCCCAUGGGAAGCGAAGAACAACAGACAGGAACCUCUUCUGCUUCCACUGAUUCUGCAGAACUGAGUGAAGUGGUGCCCGCAAGGCCAAGGCCACAGAGGGUGAACAGGGGGAAGGCAAAGUAUGUGAUUAGCAGCGAAUCAGAGUCCGAUGAUGAUGAUGAUGCUGCUGCAGAUGAUUCUGAUUUCAACGAGGAUGAAGAUUAAUUAAGGUUGGGAUUCUCCUCUAACUGGAAGGAAAGUCAAGGGAAAUUGACAUUUCUUCUUAAUUCUUAACAACUGUUAUAUUAGGUUUUAACUGAAAUUUGGUGAAAGGAUGUUUGUACCUUUGGAACCAAAAAUUGCUUUUCUUUGAGCAAUAUGCAUAUUUGCCUCUAUAUGCAAUUAAUUCCAUUAUGGGUGUCGUCGCUUAAUCAUUUGAUCAAGAAUAACUGAAUAGUUGUGAAAUUAUUGGUGAGUAAUUUCAUCUUAUUAAGAGAAAGGUGCUUUUGUUUUU